Messenger RNA from Plasmodium falciparum 3D7, 1167 nucleotides. RefSeq names its product sporozoite invasion-associated protein 2 (gene SIAP2). The coding region runs from base 1 to 1167 and encodes 388 amino acids. The record is from RefSeq and is a predicted model, not a curated record. The transcript has a single exon. Lineage: Eukaryota; Apicomplexa; Aconoidasida; Haemosporida; Plasmodiidae.
AUGAACAUGUACGUAAUCUAUUACUACUUUUUAAUUUUAAUUUUUAUAAAUUCCUGCCAUCUAUACUUAUCUUCCGAAAACCAAAAAAAAACUAUUGCUACUGUUCAUAAUAACACAAGAACGAAUACAUUAAAAAAAAAUAAUAGUAAUAAUAAUAAUACAAAUGAUAUAUUUGGUUUAAGCCCCUCUGAAGUACCAAAUUUAAUAGAUGAUGAAGAAGAAUAUGAAAUACUUGAAGGAGUCAAAAAUAAUUCUGAUUUAACAAGAUCAACUAACAUAGACCACCCCUCUCCUUCUUCUACUAUGAUAGACCUUGAUAAUAUAAUUACAGAAAUCUCAAAAUUAAAAAAAAAAAAAUUAAAAAAAGAAAUGAACAAUAAAUUAGAGCAACAAACAAAUCAAAAUAACAAUACUAUUCAUCAUAAUAAUGAAAAUGAAAUAAAUACCUUCACACAAAAUAUUAAAACAAAUUCAAAUGAACUCAAAAAUCAAGAUUCAUCAAAUAGUCUUAUUAGUACUAAUAGUAAUACGAUGGAUGAAUUAUUGUUAUACAGUACUAACUCAGAAGAUAAUUUAGAUAUUUCUUUUGGUGAACUUCAAUUAUAUGAGAACAGUGAUGAAGAUACAAGUGAUUAUGAAUAUGUUAAUGAAGAUUAUUCCGUGAAUCAUAUUUUUUCAAAUGAUACAGAAGAAUCAUUUAAUAUUUUAGAAGAUGUUGAAAAUAUAUCAUUAUCAUCAAGUAAUAGAUAUCAAUAUAGUCCUAUCGGACCAUAUAAAAAAAAACACACAAAGGUUUUUGAAAAUUUUAAAAUGACAAGAAAUUAUGACGAAUUUCUUAAACUCUACAAUUUAAAAGAUUCUUCAGAUAAUCAAGAAGAAUAUUAUGAAUUGUUAGCAGGAGAACCUUUUAAACUUAAUAGUUACUAUUAUAGAGAUGUAAAGUAUGAAAAUGUUAAAAAAUAUAUAUUUAAAGAAAUUUAUGAUAAUAUUCAAAAUAUAAGUACAGAAAAUAAAAUAAUUGUAUCAAAAAAAGAGGAACUCUUUUUUUAUUUUAUCAAAAGUUUAUUGAAAAAUAAUUUUAUAUGCUUAUCCUAUGAAGAAGAGGAAAAUUUAUUGAGUGAAUCUAAACUCUUACUAGAAGCUAUGAUAUCUAAAAAAAUACAAUAA